Brassicogethes aeneus is the source of this 1046-nucleotide messenger RNA. Lineage: Eukaryota; Metazoa; Arthropoda; Insecta; Coleoptera; Nitidulidae. The record is from the annotation of a GenBank genome assembly.
CAAAAUAAUAAAUUAUUCAUAACAAAUGUAUCAAACGUAGUGCAGUAUUAUUUGACCGAAUUUUUUUAUUUUGACUCUUGAAAAGAUGCACAUCGCGCGAUUCUGCAUUGUGCCGUUAACGAUCUUGUUGAUAUUUUGCGAAGCGCGAAAAUACGAGGAUGCCAAACAAGUGCGAAAUUUCCGAAUCGGUGAUCCGAUCGAACUGAAAAUAGUGAGCGACCGACUUGAAUUUCGCGACGUCGAAGGCGAAUUACCUCGGAAUAUGUUCGUGAAAUUGCCCCAAUUGGCGCACCUGAAAAUAACCGGGAACAUAUCCUACAUAGAGCCCGGCGCCUUCUCUGGACUGCACGCCCUGGUGGACCUCGAUUUGUUUCAGAAUAAAAUCAGGUAUCUUUUGAACGGGACUUUCAAAGAAGCACAUAAUUUGAAGUACUUAAAUUUGGGCGAGAACGAGUUAAAUUACCUGGAACCGAAGACCUUCAAUGGGCUAACUUCCUUGGAAACUUUGAAUAUGAGUUUUAACCGCGACUUAAAAGUUUUACGAGACAACAUAUAUUACGGACUUUCAAACCUCAAAAAAUUAAACCUAAUCGACUGCGGCCUGCACGACAUCCACCGUUCUGCAUUUUACGGUCUUGAGAGGCUAGAAAGUUUAGAUUUAUCGAAAAAUAAUCUGAAGUUCGUAACCAGCGAAAACUUUGACGACCUGAUCAAAAUGUUCGAUCUGAACCUGUCCUACAACAGGAUCCAGCAGCUGCAAGCAAACAGUUUCAGCAAAAGAUUAUAUGCCUUAAGAAGAUUAAAUCUUUUGUACAACAAUAUGAAUUGUACGGAUGCCAAACGCGUGGCCAAAGAAUUUUCGAGCACAGUGCAGGUUAUAUACAGAACUCCAGACGGGGCUGGAUGCAAAGCAGUUUGAAAGGGAUUCUAUGAGAUGCAAAUACAUUUUUAUGAAUGGGAUUUUACCUUCAAUAUUCAAGGUUUUUAUUUAUAAAGUAUGUAGAAUUUAUUUUUACCCACAAUACAGAAAUACUUACAUACGUAUA